AUGCCUUCGGUGAUGGAGAAGCCGAGCGCGGGCUCCGGGAUCCUGUCCCGCAGCCGAGCGAAGACGGCCCCCAACGGCGGACAGCCCCAUUCGGAGGAUGACAGCAGCGAGGAGGAGCACUCCCACGACAGCAUGAUCCGAGUUGGAACCAAUUACCAGGCCGUAAUUCCGGAGUGUAAGCCUGAGAGCCCAGCACGUUAUAGCAACAAGGAGCUGAAGGGAAUGCUGGUGUGGUCGCCCAACCACUGUGUAUCUGAUGCCAAGCUUGACAAGUAUAUUGCGAUGGCCAAGGAGAAACACGGGUACAACAUUGAGCAGGCGCUGGGUAUGCUUUUGUGGCACAAACACGACGUGGAGAAGUCAUUGGCUGACCUGGCCAACUUCACCCCAUUCCCGGACGAGUGGACUGUAGAGGACAAAGUGCUGUUUGAACAGGCCUUUGGCUUCCAUGGCAAGUGCUUCCAGAGGAUCCAGCAGAUGCUGCCUGAUAAGCUGAUCCCCAGCCUGGUGAAGUAUUACUACUCGUGGAAGAAGACCCGUAGCCGAACCAGCGUGAUGGACAGGCAGGCCCGGCGACUGGGGGGCCGCAAGGACAAAGAGGACAGUGAUGAGCUGGAGGAGGGCCGAGGAGCCGUGAGUGAGGGAGAGCCAGAUGCUGGAGACACUAAGAAAGAGCCUCUGCUUUCCCGGCCCCUGAAUACCCGCCCAGGCCCCGGGAAGAAGGAAGUCCAGGUGUCGCAAUACCGCCACCAUCCGCUGAGGACCCGGCGGCGCCCACCCAAGGGCAUGUACCUGAGCCCCGAGGGCCUCACCACUGUGUCCGGAAGCCCGGACCUUGCCAAUCUUACACUUCGAGGCCUCGACUCCCAGCUCAUCUCCCUCAAGCGCCAGGUGCAAAGCAUGAAGCAGACCAAUAGUAGCCUCCGUCAAGCCCUGGAGGGCGGCAUCGAUCCGCUCCGGCCCCCGGAGGCCAACACCAAGUUCAACUCCCGCUGGACCACAGACGAGCAGCUGUUGGCUGUCCAAGCCAUCCGUAGAUAUGGCAAAGACUUUGGGGCUAUUGCAGAGGUGAUUGGGAACAAGACUUUGACCCAGGUGAAGACCUUCUUUGUAAGCUACCGGCGCCGCUUCAAUCUGGAGGAGGUACUGCAGGAAUGGGAGGCCGAGCAGGAUGGGGCCCCUGGAGCCCCAGCUCCCAUGGAGGAGACUAGAAGAGCGGCUCCUUUGCCAGCCCCAGCCCUAGAGGAAGAUGAUGAGGUCCAGAUUACAUCCGUCUGUACAUCUGUGCCACGGUCGUUGCCCCCUGUACCACCACCCCCUCCCCCUCCCACCUCCCUGUCACAGCCUCCCCCACUGCUGAGGCCACCUCUGCCCACGGCGCCCACUCUGCUUCGCCAGCCGCCCCCCUUACAGCAGGGCCGCUUUCUCCAGCCCCGGUUGGCCCCUAACCAGCCACCACCACCACUAAUCCGCCCAGCUCUGGCUGCCUCCCGCCACAGUGCCCGCUCGGCUCCCCAGCUUCCACCGACCCUGAUGGGAGCCCCUCUGGAGCCUCCGGCGCCAUCACUCUGA
Messenger RNA from Chrysochloris asiatica (Cape golden mole), 1572 nucleotides. It is a transcript of the gene RCOR2, whose product is annotated as REST corepressor 2. Gene Ontology annotation, molecular function: transcription corepressor activity. The coding region runs from base 1 to 1572 and encodes 523 amino acids. NCBI's taxonomy places the organism in Eukaryota, Metazoa, Chordata, Mammalia, Afrosoricida, Chrysochloridae. The record is from RefSeq and is a predicted model, not a curated record. Gene Ontology annotation, biological process: negative regulation of DNA-templated transcription; regulation of transcription by RNA polymerase II. Gene Ontology annotation, cellular component: histone deacetylase complex; transcription regulator complex. The transcript has 12 exons.